Cucumis melo (muskmelon) is the source of this 702-nucleotide messenger RNA. RefSeq names its product putative germin-like protein 2-3. Gene Ontology annotation, cellular component: cell wall. Lineage: Eukaryota; Viridiplantae; Streptophyta; Magnoliopsida; Cucurbitales; Cucurbitaceae. Gene Ontology annotation, molecular function: manganese ion binding. The transcript has 2 exons. Bases 1 to 651 code for a protein of 216 amino acids. The record is from RefSeq and is a predicted model, not a curated record.
AUGGCGUCCAAAGCUAUCAUUUUUGGAUUUCUCAUUGUAACGUGUGUCGUUGCCGUUUUCGCUUCUGAUCCUAAUCAUCUUCAAGACCUUUGCGUUGCUGAUCCAAACAAUACAGUGAAAGUGAAUGGAGUUGUGUGUAAAGAUCCCAAAGUUGUGACAGCGGAUGAUUUCUUCUUCAGUGGACUUGACAAAGUAGGAAACACAUCGAAUCCAGUUGGAUCUCGAGUGAGCCCUGUGAAUGUGGUUCAGGUUCCUGGACUCAACACUCUCGGUAUCUCAUUGGCACGUGUCGACUAUGCACCGUGGGGUAUCAACCCACCUCACACUCACCCGCGUGCCACUGAGAUCUUGACCGUUCUCGAAGGAACCCUCCUCGUCGGUUUUGUCACCUCCAAUACCGAGAAUCGUCUAUUCACCAAGGUGCUUGAAAAGGGUGACGUGUUUGUUUUUCCCAUUGGUCUCGUUCACUUCCAGCAGAAUAUCGGACACGGACCCGCAGUUGCUCUCGCCGCUCUUAGUAGCCAGAACCCGGGUGUUAUUACCAUUGCUAAUGCGGUGUUUGGAUCAAAGCCCGACAUCUCAACUGAUAUUCUUGCAAAGGCUUUCCAAACUGAUAAAUCCAUUAUCGCUGGAAUUCAAGCCAAGUUCUAGAGACGUGAUUGGUUUAGGUUUAUAAUUAUUACUUUUUUAUGUUUUGAGUUU